AUGACCGACAACAAAGACAUUGGAUGGAUGUACGAAGGAGCUAAGUCACUCGUAAAUCGCGAGGAUUAUCUCUUGGGAAAAAAGGCUACAAUAGAGCCGAGGAGGGAGCGGGUUCACACUUCGAAACUAUUCGCUCGAUUCUCGCCGGGCGCGAAAACGCUGACCGGCGCUCAAACCCGGGCAGACGCCCAGAUCACUCAAACCGCUGCUGCACAGACGCUGGUAUACGCUCGAAACGCUCACAGCUCUGCUGUAAAGAACGCACUCAAAGCGAGUAGUCGUGAAGUUGAUAAGAACUUUGAGAAGUACUCGGAUGCGGUUAAUGAACAGAAGCCUGAUGCUUUUGAAGCUCUCCUUCAUACACGGACGGUCUCCAAGCCACAGCCUUCAUCAACGAAAACAAGUGCGUUAGAAACCUAUGUCGUUGCAACGGAGGAUCCUCUAGUGGCUGUUAAGCGAAUCUAUUCCAAACUCUGA
Cooperia oncophora is the source of this 477-nucleotide messenger RNA. NCBI's taxonomy places the organism in Eukaryota, Metazoa, Nematoda, Chromadorea, Rhabditida, Trichostrongylidae. The record is from the annotation of a GenBank genome assembly.